This is a messenger RNA of Schistosoma spindalis, 453 nucleotides long. The record is from the annotation of a GenBank genome assembly. NCBI's taxonomy places the organism in Eukaryota, Metazoa, Platyhelminthes, Trematoda, Strigeidida, Schistosomatidae.
AUGAGUUCGGAUGCUCUACCAUGUGAUGACUUCCUUCAGUCAGCAAGGCUCCUCAAUCUGUGGAGGAAAUCUGAUGACCAUGUGCGAUAUGAACUCAAUUCAGAACUACCUACAGCGUCAUUCGUCAACAAGGUAGACUAUGCUAGCAAGUGUAAUACAUUUGUCAAUAAAAUGCUUAUGGGUCAUGAGAAAAGAACUAAGGCGAUCAGAGAUUGCAUCAAACUAUCCGCUGAGAAACUUAUCGCAUUGCAACGUUCCUCAGAGCUCAGUAAUGAAUGCAAUAAGGAAGUUACUCGUGACAUUCAAAAGAGACAACACCUGCUAAGACAAUUCCAAGCUGAACUUUUGAAUGAGGAAGUUAUCCAAACUUCGGCGUUUAAAGUAAUAUACGAACGCUGUCGUGAGCAUUUCCGACAUCCUGUUUUUGACAAAUUCCGAGACUAUGAUUUGUAG